AUGUCGUUAUCUAUACUAAAAUUGAGCAAACUUGAUGAUUACCAGGAACGAAUGAACAAGGGGGAACGUCUGAAUCAAGAUCAAUUGGAUGCAGUGUCAAAAUACCAGGAAGUGACAAACAAUCUGGAAUUUGCUAAAGAACUGCAGAGGAGUUUUAUGGCUCUGAGCCAAGACAUCCAGAAAACAAUAAAAAAGACAGCUCGCAGGGAGCAACUGAUGAGAGAAGAAGCUGAGCAGAAGCGUUUGAAGACUGUACUAGAGCUACAGUUUAUUUUGGAAAAGUUGGGUGAUGAUGAAGUGCGCAAUGACUUGAAACAAGGAUCAAAUGGAGUACCAGUACUGACAGAGGAGGAACUGACAAUGUUGGAUGAGUUUUACAAGCUGGUUUGCCCUGAACGAGACAUGAACAUGAGGUUGAAUGAGCAGUAUGAGCAAGCAUCUGUUCACCUGUGGGACUUACUGGAAGGGAAGGAAAAACCAGUUUGUGGAACAACCUAUAAAGCGCUAAAGGAGAUGGUUGAACGUAUUCUUCAAACUAGUUACUUCGAUAGCACCCAUAACCAUCAGAACGGAUUAUGUGAGGAAGAAGAGGCAGCCCCCGCACCUGCAGUAGAAGAUGCUGUAGCAGAGGCUGAACCUGAUCCAGUGGAAGAAUUUACUGAACCAACUGAAGUUGAAUCAACUGAGUAUGUAAACAGACAAUUCAUGGCAGAGACUCAGUUCAGCAGUAGUGAGAAGGAACAGGUAGAUGAGUGGACAGUUGAAACGGUUGAGGUUGUAAAUUCACUGCAGCAACAGACACAAGCUACAUCUCCUCCAGUUCCUGAACCUCACACACUCACUACCGUGGCUCAAGCAGAUCCUCUUGUUAGAAGACAGCGAGUACAGGACCUUAUGGCACAGAUGCAGGGCCCGUAUAACUUCAUGCAGGACUCUAUGCUGGAGUUUGAGAACCAAACACUUGAUCCUGCCAUCGUCUCUGCACAGCCCAUGAAUCCAGCACAGAAUUUGGACAUGCCACAAAUGGUUUGCCCUCCAGUUCAUGCUGAGUCAAGACUUGCCCAGCCCAAUCAAGUUCCUGUGCAACCAGAAGCUACACAGGUUCCCUUGGUUUCUUCUACAAGUGAGGGAUAUACAGCCUCCCAACCCAUGUAUCAGUCUUCUCACACAGCAGAGCAGCGGCCACAGAAAGAAUCCAUUGACCAGAUUCAGGCUUCAAUGUCACUGAAUGCAGACCAGACCCCGUCAUCAUCAUCACUUCCCACUGCAUCCCAGCCGCAGGUAUUCCAGGCUGGAUCUAGCAAACCUUUACAUAGCAGCGGAAUCAACGUUAAUGCAGCUCCAUUCCAAUCCAUGCAAACGGUAUUCAACAUGAAUGCACCUGUUCCUCCUGUUAAUGAGCCAGAAACCCUUAAGCAGCAAAAUCAGUACCAGGCCAGUUACAACCAGAGUUUCUCCAGUCAGCCUCACCAAGUAGAACAAUCAGAUCUCCAGCAGGAACAACUCCAGACAGUGGUUGGUACUUACCAUGGCUCCCCAGACCAGGCCCAUCAAGUGGCGGGUAACCACCAGCAACCUCCCCAGCAGAAUACUGGAUUUCCACGUAACAGUCAGCCUUAUUAUAACAGUCGAGGAGUGUCUCGUGGUGGAUCACGUGGAGCUCGUGGCUUAAUGAAUGGUUAUAGGGGACCGGCAAAUGGAUUUAGAGGAGGAUAUGAUGGCUACCGUCCUUCCUUUUCCAACGCUCCAAACAGUGGUUACACACAGCCCCAGUUUAAUGCUCCUCGGGAUUAUUCAAACUACCAACGGGAUGGAUAUCAACAGAAUUUCAAACGUGGCUCUGGACAAAGUGGACCUCGGGGAGCUCCUAGAGGUCGUGGAGGGCCCCCAAGACCAAACAGAGGGAUGCCUCAAAUGAAUGCUCAGCAAGUGAAUUAAAACAAAUUCACAGGAUUGCAUUAAACGCCAAAAACACACUGGCCAGUGUACUAUACAUGUUACCAGAAGAGUUAUUAUCUAUUUGUUCUCCCUUACAGGAAGUUUGUUGUAAAGGGACUAUUUUCAUUACCCAUAAUGACAGGACUACAGUUGCCAGCUUUAUAUUACCUGGAUAUGGAAAGGAACGAAACGACGUUUACUCUGCAUGUUCUCUCCUAAGCAUCAUCUUGAGCCUUGCACAUGAGAUUCAGAUUCCUCACCCUUGCUAAGAGUAAAGAAAAAAAAGCAAUUUUCAGGGUGAUCCUAUCUCUCCAUGGUUUAAUGAAGUGGCAGGAAAAAGCAAAGACUCACUUCUGACUUUUAAAAGUGAUGUAACAAAUUUGGAUAAAAUCUGCAAAUUCGUUCAGAUUUACUGUGAUGGCAGUUGACAAAACCUAAUGUUCCCUUGAAAGGAUGGAAAAGGUGAAGUGUGGCUUGGUAGAGCAACUGCAUUUCAGCUUUUUCUUACUAAAUUGAAGCACUGAACAGUUAAAGAUGCGUAGUGAUGCAUAUUUCCCUAAAUAGACAAAUAGGCUUAUAGCCAGUUUUUGACAAAGAAGCAGCACCCUUAGCUACAGCACUCCUCAUCACCAGGGCCCUGUUUACUGUGGCUAAGGAUUUAAAAUCGCUUGCAUAACUGCUAAUGUAAUUGUGGGUUUUUUUUAAAAAAAAAAAAGAAAAAAUAAAAA
Tauraco erythrolophus (red-crested turaco) is the source of this 2666-nucleotide messenger RNA. The record is from RefSeq and is a predicted model, not a curated record. Lineage: Eukaryota; Metazoa; Chordata; Aves; Musophagiformes; Musophagidae.